GGCAAGGCACUGACGCACAUUUCUUCUCCAUGACACGCGGGCCCGAAGCCGAUCCAGCUUACGGCCGGAUCCGCCCACAACGAAGCACGCAGGCAGCUUCGUCCCGUGUCCGUCGCGUCGCGCAACAAAACCAGCGGGAGGAGAAAAACAUUAGUAGAACGAACGAGGAGAGGCCUUGUUGAUUGGAAAUCGACCAUCCAAAUCCGAGCCCUAAUCCUUCGCAUUUCCUGGAGCGCUAUCUUCAUCUGUCCGCGUCGCGCGGGAGAUGAUGGGGGCGGCGGACAAGGCCGAGCUAGGGUUCGAGGAGGAGGAUGAUAUGGCGGCCGGCACGCCGCCGCCGGCCAGGAAGAUGCAGUCGCUCGAUUUCGAGCACAUCGGCUCGCUCGCGGCGGUGGCGGAGUCGCUCUCGCCCCGGAGCAAGUGGCGGAUGACGCUCAGGAGCAUACGCAUCGUCAUCUUCCAGGCCAAGAUCAAUGUGCUCCUGCCCUUCGGGCCCCUCGCCAUCACGCUUCACUACCUCUCCGGGAACCACCAAGGAUGGGUUUUCCUUUUCAGCUUAGUUGGUAUCACGCCCUUGGCCGAGAGAUUGGGAUAUGCAACUGAGCAACUUGCUUGCUACACUGGCCCAACAAUUGGGGGGCUUCUAAAUGCUACUUUUGGAAAUGCGACAGAGAUGAUUAUCUCGAUAUAUGCUCUCAAAAACGGAAUGAUUCGUGUCGUACAGCAGUCACUACUAGGCUCUAUAUUAUCAAACAUGCUGUUAGUUCUUGGGUGUGCUUUCUUUGCUGGUGGGCUUGCUCAUCCUAAUAGAGAUCAGGUCUUCAAUAAGGCAUCAGCUGUUGUGAACUCUGGGUUGUUGUUGAUGGCUGUCUUGGGUCUAAUGUUUCCAGCGGUGCUUCACUUUACACAUUCUGAAGCGCACUAUGGAAAAUCCGAAGUUUCUCUUUCAAGGUUUAGUAGCUGCAUAAUGCUUGUGGCUUAUGCUAGCUAUCUUUUUUUUCAACUCAAGAGCCAGCGCAGUCUGUACAGCCCAAUUGGCGAAGAAGAAGAAAGCACUGAGGAUGAGGAGGAUGAAAAGGAGAUAGCACAGGGGGAAGCCAUCUCCUGGCUUUUUGUAUUGACUAUUUGGAUUUCAAUUCUCUCUGGGUACCUGGUAGAUGCCAUACAGGGGGCCUCUGAAUCAUUAAACAUGCCACUGGCCUUUAUUAGUGUUAUUCUGCUUCCUAUCGUGGGGAAUGCUGCUGAGCAUGCAAGCGCCAUUAUGUUUGCCAUGAAAAACAAACUUGACAUUACAUUGGGUGUUGCCAUAGGGUCGUCAACACAGAUAUCUAUGUUUGUGAUUCCAUUCUGUGUGGUAAUUGGCUGGAUGAUGGGGGAAGAGAUGGACUUGAACUUUCAAUUGUUUGAGACAGCAACUCUUUUUAUAACAGUACUUGUGGUGGCAUUUAUGCUACAGGAAGGCACGUCGAACUAUUUUAAAGGCUUUAUGCUCAUAUUAUGCUAUCUCAUAGUUGCCGCAAGCUUUUUUGUGCACGUUGAUCCCAAAUCAACAGGUGACAACAAAUGACAAGUUCCCAACAGAACUGUGAAGUGAUAGGGAAGGCUACUAUCAGAAUUGCAGAUUUAGCACCCGUGGAUUCCUGAGUUUGAAGAACUUGCUGGUAGCAGCAUCCCACAUUAAGGCUUUAAGUUUCAGUUUGAAAUCACAAGACGCUGAUGCGGCUGUUUUAAGAUAGCAACGACAUCACCCUUCGAGAAACUUUAACUAUAUGGAAUAGCGCACGAGGACCACUAGUCUGUAUUUGCUGUAAGCUACACCUGGUUGCAGUUUUGAUGAUGUUGUUACAGUUUGCCAAGGAACUGACUACACUCUGCAGUCCAAGGGACACUGGUAGUUAUGUAAUUGUUCUAUCACGGGAUAUAAUAUCGAAUGGAUUUGUUAUGUCA
Molecule: messenger RNA, 1947 nt
Organism: Aegilops tauschii subsp. strangulata
Lineage: Eukaryota; Viridiplantae; Streptophyta; Magnoliopsida; Poales; Poaceae
Product: vacuolar cation/proton exchanger 2
Biological process (GO): calcium ion transmembrane transport; intracellular calcium ion homeostasis
Cellular component (GO): plant-type vacuole membrane
Molecular function (GO): calcium:proton antiporter activity
Source: RefSeq, a predicted model, not a curated record